AUGGCCCCUCAGAACAUCCGCGCCAUCUAUGGCAUCCCGCCGUCCCUCCCUUCCCUCACCGACUCUGUCCUCGUCCUCAUCGACACCCAGGGCGAAUAUGCCGACGGACUCUUGAAGGUCGAGAAGGCUGCCGAGACCCGCGCCGUCAUCAAGGGCCUCCUGGACCGCUACCGCGCGGCAGGCCCCAACUCCGUCGUCCACGUUGCCCAGGCCAGCCGCGAGGGGGCGCCCGUCUUCACUCCGGGCACCCCGUUGGCGGAUAUUCUACCAGAACUCACGCCCACAGACUCUGAACCUGUUGUCUAUAAGCGCCAUGCCACGGCGUUUACGGGCACAACCUUCCAGCAGGAGCUCGACAAGAUUGGCAAGAAGAAGCUGGUCGUCGUCGGCUACAUGGCCCACAACUGCGUCUCCGCAACUGUCCGCGCCGCUGCCGAACUCGGCUAUGACGUCUACGCCGUCCGUGACGCUGUUGGCGACCGCGACCUGCCUGGCGCCUCGGCCGAGGAGCUUGUGCGCGUGUCGCUCAUUGAAUUAGCCGAUGUCGUGGCCACCAUCAUCGACAGCAAGGAUGUCCAGUGA
This is a messenger RNA of Sporothrix brasiliensis 5110, 582 nucleotides long. RefSeq names its product isochorismatase. The transcript has 2 exons. Bases 1 to 582 code for a protein of 193 amino acids. The record is from RefSeq and is a predicted model, not a curated record. NCBI's taxonomy places the organism in Eukaryota, Fungi, Ascomycota, Sordariomycetes, Ophiostomatales, Ophiostomataceae.